Molecule: messenger RNA, 261 nt
Organism: Strongylus vulgaris
Lineage: Eukaryota; Metazoa; Nematoda; Chromadorea; Rhabditida; Strongylidae
Source: the annotation of a GenBank genome assembly
AUGAGCAAUUCCUUGAAUGUGGGACUACCUGUGAGCCAAAGUGCGGUGAUCAGGGGGAUGUGGUUUGCAGCAAGGAGUGCGUACCAGACGUGUGUCAAUGCAAAGAUGGCUUCAAGCGCAAUUCAAACGGAAAAUGCCAAAGACCAGGACAUGAUUGCAAAUAAAUACGCAAGCCAAAUGUGUAGGUAUAGGACCUACAUGAAUCUUAUGAUCAUUAUGGCAACUUACGAUUUUCAGUCAGACAAUAACAUUGUAUAUUGA